UUUGUUCGCAGUGAGCUGAACCUGUUAUCAACACAAGGAACAAUAUCAGUGAAUCAAACUUCGAGCAAUUCUGUUUUCGUAAUUAUGAUUAUUUGAUCUUGCUCUUCUCUUCAAAUCUCUUUUUCGAAUCCACCUGAAUUUUUCAGAAGCUUUCAAUAUCAUAUCAGAUUCAAUUGGAUUAUACCCUUCAAUGCAAUGGUGGUCUGCAAAUGUCGCAAGGCUACUAAGUUAUAUUGCUUCGUGCACAAAGUUCCUGUCUGCGGAGAAUGUAUCUGCUUCCCGGAGCACCAAAUCUGCGUGAUCCGGACUUAUUCAGAAUGGGUUAUAGAUGGGGAGUAUGAUUGGCCCCCUAAAUGCUGCCAAUGUGAAGCUAUUUUACAAGAAGGGACUGGAUCUCAAACUACUCGACUGGGUUGCUUGCAUGUUAUCCACACAAAUUGCUUGGUCUCACAUAUCAAGAGUUUUCCCCCACAUACUGCUCCAGCAGGAUAUGUGUGUCCCUCAUGUUCCACUUCGAUAUGGCCUCCCAAAAGCGUGAAAGAUUCGGCAUCUCGUCUUCACACCAAGUUGAAGGAAGCUAUCAUGCAGACUGGUAUGGAAAAAAGUAUCUUUGGAAAUCAUCCAGUUUCAUUGUCUGUAACAGAAUCGCGUAGUCCUCCACCUGCUUUUGCUUCAGAUCCAUUGAUUAGUAGGGAAAAUCAUGGAAACUCAGACUUAGUAGAUGGAUACUCACAUGCAACUGGAUCAGAACCUUCUAAACUUUUGGUGACAGAUAUCGUGGAGAUAGAUAGUCCUAAUUCAGCAGCAAAUUUCAAGAAAGGCUCAAGCCCUGUUGGUCCCGGUGCUACCACAAGGAAGGGCUCACUCCAUGUUGAACGACAGAACUCUGAAAUCUCAUAUUAUGCUGAUGAUGAAGAUGCGAAUCGUAAAAAGUAUACAAAAAGAGGUCCGUUCCACCAUAAGUUUCUUAGAGCAUUGCUCCCUUUCUGGUCUAGUGCUUUACCUACUCUACCAGUGACUGCACCCCCAAGGAAAGAUGCAUCAAAUGCGACCGAAGCCUCAGAAGGUCGUACACGGCACCAAAGAUCAUCAAGGAUGGACCCCAGAAAAAUUCUUCUCCUGAUUGCAAUUAUGGCGUGCAUGGCAACUAUGGGUAUAUUGUAUUACAGACUAGUGCAACGGGGUCCAGGGGAAGAGCUUCUUAAUGAUGAACAAAUUUGACAUGGAGGGCUCUGAAAGUCCGGAGAUGUUCAGUGGCUCCCAUUUUCCAUAUUUCUGGUUACAAGUGCUUCUGCUGCUUAUCUGUUUGGCUUCUUUAUUUGGACCAGUUGAUGUUUUUGGCAAACAUACAAGUGCCUGGUUGAUAAUUGUCGUGUGAUGCCGGCAGUAACAUGCUACAUAAAAUCCUUGUCAGCCAUUUUGCUCUUUACCCUCAGUUUUGGUGUCCAUUUGGAAUGUAAUUGCAGAUUCAGAUUUAAAUAUUAUUCUCUUAAUUGGUUUUAAGUUGUAAUCAUCUGUAAUCCAUAAACCUUGAAGACCAAUUAGUCUCAUCAUUUCAAAUAUAAUUCGCACAUUAU
Gastrolobium bilobum is the source of this 1577-nucleotide messenger RNA. RefSeq lists its product as uncharacterized. The coding region runs from base 196 to 1221 and encodes 341 amino acids. The transcript has 9 exons. Gene Ontology annotation, cellular component: Golgi apparatus. The record is from RefSeq and is a predicted model, not a curated record. Lineage: Eukaryota; Viridiplantae; Streptophyta; Magnoliopsida; Fabales; Fabaceae.